GUGUUUUACGGUAACAGAUGACAUCACCGCACAGUUACGCCCAUUGAUAAAAAAGAGGGACAGAGCCACAAAAACAAGUAUUUGGGUUCGGGCUGCUGCUGGAGAGCCACCGGAAGUGUCUGCUGACGGAAACCAUAAAGCAGCUAAAUAAACAUCUCUGGGUUUGUGCUCAUCCUACCGGAAACCGUGAGCAACAGCUGUUAAACCUUUAAGGUGAUACAUCAGAGUCAGGCCUGGCCAACAUGUCUUCUCAGACCACACCUGUCCAGGAGUCCGAACCCACGACCCCUCCUCUCCACUCUCCCAGCUCUCCAGAGUCCCUUCACCUUCCGACCGACAAGUUUAGGGAACGCUCACCGUCUCCGCUGAGAGGCUUCCUCAUCCCCAGCCCGCUGCCCACUCGUAGGAACCGGACCUAUUCAGCGGCGGCCCGAGCCGCCGAGGGACCCGUGUUCACCGGCGUGUGCAAAUGUUUCUGUCGCUCCAAAGGCCACGGCUUCAUCACGCCAUCGGACGGAGGCGCCGACAUCUUCGUCCACAUCUCCGACAUUGAGGGGGAGUACGUGCCAGUGGAAGGAGAUGAGAUGCGCUACAAGGUCUGCUCCAUCCCUCCUAAAAACGAGAAGGUCCAGGCGGUGGAGGUGACCAUCACCCACCUGAAACCAGGAACCAAGCACGAGACCUGGGGAGGAUGUGUCUUCAGCAGCUGAAUGCAGCGUUUCUCACUCAGCAACGCUAGUGGAGGGAAGGGGAGGGGGGUAAAGGUUAAAGGGCAGAGGGAGCAUUAUGAGUAGAACUUCCUGUCCCAACCAGGGUUCUUCUAGACUGAAGGUCAUUCACUUCUGACCUGAGCUCCUUUGAAACGACUUCAGCCAUAAAUAUUCCCACCGGAUGGGUUUAAUGAUUCCGAUUUUCGGCUUUUAUAAACACGAAUAGCUGGAGAGCCGACGUAGUUUCAGUCACAGGAAGUUCAUCCAUCCCACGUGAACGGCUGGUGCCUCCUCUCGCCCAGACAACCUGCAGCUUUUUGUGCCGACCUUUAUUUUAGGAUUAUGAUCUGUAAUUGCUUGCGGUUGGAUAAGAUAUAAAGUGAAAUAAAAGCAUUUCAACCUCU
Molecule: messenger RNA, 1114 nt
Organism: Nothobranchius furzeri (turquoise killifish)
Lineage: Eukaryota; Metazoa; Chordata; Actinopteri; Cyprinodontiformes; Nothobranchiidae
Gene: carhsp1
Product: calcium regulated heat stable protein 1
Biological process (GO): regulation of mRNA stability
Cellular component (GO): cytoplasm
Molecular function (GO): mRNA 3'-UTR binding
Source: RefSeq, a predicted model, not a curated record